AUUAUUUUUAGCAGUGAAUGGAGCAGAGCUGAAGCUCUCUGCCCCCAUCAAGGGUACGGCAUCAUGUUGUGCUGGGAGGAUUUAACUGCCCCGCUCUCUGAAUGGCUCUGUCACCACCUGGGGCUGUGGCACAGGCAUGGAUAACUUCGAGUACAGCAUCCAGCUGAACGACCGCGACUGGGCUGAGUUCUUGCGGGCUGUGGAGGAAUGCAACCAAGAACCGGCUGCCUUGGCCACAGCAGAGGAGCAGUGCCUCAGUGACAUUGAACAAGGGGACACUGUGCCUGCUCUGUGCAGCACCAGGACAGGCACCGAGCCAGGGCUUGGCAAGGCAAACUGCUCCCCACGUGGGCUGUGCGGAGAGGACGAAGUAGAUCCGUGCUCAUCCAUUCUACGUGGAGACAAGCAGCCUGUCUGCCCGCUGCUUGCUGCCAUGCCCAGCGUGCAGGGCAGGCAGCCUCCCUGUCCUCCUGCAGCUGAGGGCAGUGCAGGGCAGGAUGCAGCACUGGGGGAAGGAGCUGCUGGCAGCAGAGCCAUGGAGCAUGCUGGGCACCCUGCUGCACCCCGUGCCCAAGGAGAGGACGUCAGUAUGGAGCAGCCCUGUGGGAGCCCAGCAGUGGUACAGGGAGGUAACCAGGAGGCUACUGCAUGGAAAAGCCAUGCUGGGGUGCCGGGACCUGAACAUGAGCACCCUGCGGCAGAGCCUGCUGCAGAGCUUGGGGAGAAAGCAACCAGCCAGCCCAGUGUCCAGGAGGUGGUGAGACCCAAAGUGCCAACACCAGCAAGGAAGAGCCGCAAGCAACGUGGAGCUGGUGGCACCGAGGUGACCCCAGGGGACAAGGAGCCAGCAGGGAACCCGGCACAAGGCAGCACAGCACCCAGCAGGGCCCCCUCGUCCUCCCCACUGACCUCAAGGAAGGGCAAAGGGAAGGAGAAGGCGGCCAAAGCGGCACCCAUGAGGCUGAGCAGUGAAGAGGCUGCAGAGGGCAAACGGCCAACGAGCAGCCCUGAUGCGGUGCUGGUGGAUGUGCCCCCCAACGUGUCCCCAAAGCUGAAGGCAAAGGAGUCAGGGGCACAGUCACCAGGGAAGGCGAGAUCCACCAAGCUGGCCAGGCAGGUGGGGGGCACAGGGGUGUGUGACACUGUACCAGUGGUGGUCACUGCACCUAAUGCAAUGCCAUUAGUUGUCACCCCACCAGCUGUUGUCACUACACCAGAUGCUGUUCCAGUGGUUGUCACUGUGAUGGGUGAGCUGUGCCAGGAUGGGAAGACUCUCGGUCCCCAAAGUGUGGCUGCUGCUGCUGGGGGCUGUGGGGAGUUCACAGCCAGCCCCAACCAGGAGAUAAGCUCCCCAGCAUUCACAGUUGGGGGCUCUCCUGGGGUAGACACCCUGGGUGUGACGUGGCCUGAGAUGUACGACUAUUUGUUCUGCGACUCCCAGGGGGAAGAAGAAGCAGCAGAGAACGUGGCGGAGGGCGAGAAAACGCCCUUGGAAAGGGAAAUAUCCUUGCCUGAACUGUAUGAGUAUUUUUUCAAUGAAGCUGAUGGAAGUAGGAAAAAAGCCAAGGGUAAGCAGAGGAAGAGGAAGGAGUUCUUUGGCUUUCACCAGGCUGAGCUGCAAAAGGAGAAUCCCAAUGCGACUGCAGCCAAAGAGCCCGUGGCUGCCACAGUGCCUGAGCUGUAUGAACACUUCUUCCCCGAUGGACCCCAGCACAGGAGGGGCUGGAGGGGAUUUCUCUUCUCCUCACCAGCUUCUGAGGUGAGGAAAGCCGUGGGGGCUCUGAUGUCCAUCCUGCAGAGGCCAAAGCCGUGCGGCACAACCCAAGCGCCCUCAUCCCCAUCAAUGGCACGGAGAGGGUCCCACCUUGCCUUGGUGCCACUGGGAGGGGGUCCUGAGCACCCACCAGCUUUGGACAUGGCCCUUGCACUGAGAGGUAGACCUGAGGUCCCACUGGCUCUGACCCACAAGGACAUGUGUCUCGUCUUCUGUGCCUUUGCCUCCUGGGCAGUGAAGACCUCCGACCUGCAGGCUCCGGAUGCCUGGAAAACCGUGUUCCUGGCAAGCUUUGGCACUCUGUCUGCCAUCCGCUACUUCAGACGGCAGGUCAGGGAAGGACGGCCCCACACCUAAUCCCAGCACAACACGUUCCCAAGGACAGCUGAGGACGGGCACCUUGUUCUUGGGCAUCAUGAGGAGCCCAGAGCCCAGCACUGAGACUUCUCAGGAGCCAUCCCCAAAGGGGACAGGACGUCACGGGGAGCAGGAUCCUUCCGGUGACAACACGGUAGGCUGUUUGUACCUGCGUUGGACAGGAGAGGAGCCUGGUGUGGGCCAGCUCCGUUCUUUCUUUGCACACUUCUUGCAUAUCUAUGCCACCUGCUAGGAGCAGGAUUGGCAUCCGACCUCCCCGUGGGGGUCACCCACUGGCAAAACACUGAGAUGGAGAGCAAAAAGAAUGAACAGAAAAAGUGCUUCAUGUUCUAUGGAAGGGAUUGGGGCUGAGCAAUGGGAAGAGCCCUGGCAAGGAUGGGAGCGUGUCGGAGAGGGCACAGGGUGCUCAUAUUUGGCUCUGGUUGUGGCUGCCAACCCUGGGGUCUGUUUGUUCCAUGUUGCUCCUGUCCUGGGGACAUGGAGUGUGAGGAGGAGGAGGGUGAGAGUGUGACCUUGUGGGGGAGGAAGGGGUGAGAUCCCAAGGGGUGGGAGGCAAAAACAAAGCGGUUCUGUCUCUGGUCACCCAAGAGCAUUAUUCAUGAGGGCUUUCUGCACUCGCAAGUCUGCAAACAGCAGAAACAAGGGGUUGUGUAGGCACUUAGGGACCAGAUCCACAAAGUUACUGGGGAAAUCUGCCCCAGAAUCCCAUGUGGGUCUGCCUAGGAGCUUUAUAGGAACAGUCUGAGGCAGUAAGGGGCAAGAAGAGGUUCUGCUCUUCCUUUGCAAUACAGAGCUCCAUGCAUGGGUUGCACCAUAAGGGCAGGGCAGAGAGCACACAGUUAUGCAGUGGGAUACAUAGCAGAAUGUGUUGAGGGACAGAUACUGGCUCUGUGUGGACUGUGUAGGAGCUGUAUGUUGGGUAUGAGGAGUUGCGUGGAGGAAGAGAACAGACAAAAUAUGCUGGAAGCUUCCAAUAAAGAUCUUUCUCCUUUAA
This is a messenger RNA of Coturnix japonica (Japanese quail), 3146 nucleotides long. RefSeq names its product PPARGC1 and ESRR induced regulator, muscle 1 (gene PERM1). The record is from RefSeq and is a predicted model, not a curated record. NCBI's taxonomy places the organism in Eukaryota, Metazoa, Chordata, Aves, Galliformes, Phasianidae. Gene Ontology annotation, cellular component: nucleus; cytoplasm. Gene Ontology annotation, biological process: regulation of DNA-templated transcription; response to muscle activity.